UUGUAAAUCGAAUUGCACAGAUUAGUGUUAUAAACAUAUAUAUAUUUCGUCGUAAGACUCUACGAAAUGCUUUUGGCUCGCUUAGCGCAUCUCGUUUCCGGGCGCUCGGCCAGGCUGCUCUGCAAGGCGCCCCUCAGUUGCUCCCAGGGACUGUGGAAGUCGGCGCAGCAGGCGCCGAAAUGCAGGUUCAGUGGAAUGCCGUUCCAGGCGCUCAAGCCGAAGAGGGGGCUGCUGCAGCCGCAGCUGAGACGCAACUACACGGAGGAGCACGGAGAUCGUAAUCGUUCUCACCUGGAGCACCGGAGCAAAGCGCCCACACUGAAGGAGCGAAUGAUGGGGCCGCCCACCGAGAACGCCUACUCCAUGGGCAAGGGCGCGGCGGCGGGCGCCGCACUGAUGGGCAUCGUCGCGCUGUGCUACUACGGCCUGGGCCUGGCCAAUCAGCCGAGCAUCUACGACCAUUCGUACAUGUGGCCGCAGUACGUGAGGGAUCGCAUCCACGCCACCUACGCCUACUUUGGCGCCUCCUGCGCCGUGACGGCCGCCGCCGCAACGGCCGUCUUCCAGUCGGAGCCGCUGCUCAAUCUAAUCAUGCGCAGCGGCUGGCUGGCCACCUUGGUCACCAUGGGCCUGGUCAUGGGCACCGGAGCCCUGACCCAGGCGCUGGACUACGAGCCGGGAAUCGGCAUGAAGCAAUUGGCCUGGGCCCUGCACUGCGGCGUCAUGGGCGCCGUCGUUGCGCCCAUGUGCUUCAUGGGCGGCCCCGUCUUGGUGCGCGCCCUGCUCUACACGUCCGGCAUUGUGGGCGCCCUCUCCACGGUGGCCGCGUGCGCGCCCAGCGACCGAUUCCUGCACAUGGGCGGACCCCUGGCCAUUGGCUUGGGCAUCAUCUUCGCCUCGUCGCUGGCCAACAUGUGGCUGCCGCCAACGACAGCCAUUGGCGCCGGCCUCGCCUCGAUGUCCCUGUACGGCGGCUUGAUUCUGUUCAGCGGAUUUCUGCUCUACGACACUCAGCGCAUUGUCAAGGCCGCUGAGAGCUAUCCGGAGCAUGGCUACGUCCGCUACGACCCGAUCAACCACGCCCUGGCCAUCUACAUGGACGCCCUCAACAUAUUCAUACGCAUCGCCAUCAUCUUGGCCUCUGGAGACCAGCGCAAGAAGAAGUGAGCAAAGCGGCAGACAGUUGAAGAGAGACAUUCCAAAUUGCAUUAGUACAUAUUUUCUGGUUGAGGUUUUUUACAAAAUUGUGCAUAUUUCGAUUUAAUCAGUACAGGAACAUUAACA
Drosophila navojoa is the source of this 1284-nucleotide messenger RNA. RefSeq names its product Mitochondrial morphology and cristae structure 1 (gene Mics1). The record is from RefSeq and is a predicted model, not a curated record. Gene Ontology annotation, cellular component: mitochondrial inner membrane. NCBI's taxonomy places the organism in Eukaryota, Metazoa, Arthropoda, Insecta, Diptera, Drosophilidae.